AAACCCCAAUUUCUUCCCACUGUGCAGAAGCCAUCAUGAAUCAUGAUACGAGCUUGAUGCGCCCAUGAUAUUUUAAUCAUGGGUCGGUCGAGAUUUGAACCGACAAAGGUUUGCCGUGAGUGUAUAAGCUACAGUUUCUAGCCCAACCUCUGUCAGGGCGGUGUAUAUCAAUAUAUAUAUAUCUUUAACAGUUUCACCGUGACAGUCGAGCGCUGACUCGGAGCUACUGACCGCGAUGAGCCACCUUGAAUUGGACAACCUCCAAGCCUCCAUAAACAAUGCGCUAAACAGUUUACGCGUCGCGAUGGACGGGUCGAGGUUGCCGCCUUUGUCCUCACAGUAUGGAACCGACAUACACCCUUUGGAUAGCAUGGACCAGCCCACACCAGUUGGUGUAUACCAAGCCCGUCGAGCAGCGCUAGCAUGUGUUGUAGAGCUCAAGAAUCUUCUGCAACAUCCCUUUGAGAAAGCCGCUGAGAGCGCCUUUGCCAUGUAUGAUUUUGCUUCUGUUCAAGUCUUUACUGAACAUGGCAUCGUGGACCGCAUGGCGAAAGAGCCGUCUGGCAUCUCUGUCAAAACUCUCCAAGCAGAACUGGACCUCGACUCCCAUAAGCUCACCACGGUAUUACGCCAUCUGUCAGUUUGUGGUUGGAUUCGAGAGACUCAGGGUGGUAUUUUUGCCUUGAAUCGCUCUUCUCGCAUUUUACUACAAGGCCAAAGGGGUCGUGCAUUGAUAACGGUUCCCAACAACAUCAGGGUCGCAGAGGCUCUUCCUCGAUGGCUUGUGCAUCCCGAAUUCAGGUUCUCCAAGUCUCCAGAUCACACCGCAUUUCAACUUGCGAACAAUACUACAAAGCCAUUCUUCGAAUGGGUGAAAGAUGAUAGGAAUUAUCUCAGUCGAUUUUCAGCGUGUGUUGAGGCACUCGGCGAAUAUGUGACCCCAGGAAUAUUAUCGGACUACCCAUGGCAAACGUGCUCAGAAUCAACUAUUGUUGAUUGUGGGGGAGGUAAAGGAAGCCUAGCUAUCGCCCUCGCUAAUAGAUUCCCUGCCCUCCGUCUUGUGAUCCAGGAAAGGGGGGAGAUGGUCGGGCCUGCUGAAGCUAACAUCAAGACCCGUUUGGAUCCCAACUCAGUUCAUGGCACAGUAGUUGCUGAAGCCCACGACUUGUUCUCUGCUCAACCACGCACUGGGGAUAAUUAUACCUUCAUGUUACGACAUGUUCUGCACAACUGGCCCGAGGCUCAAGCUGUGAACAUCCUAGAGAAACUUGCUGCUGCUGCUGGGCCAAAGUCCAAGAUCCUGAUCAUCGAGAGAAUCUCUGGGCACUAUCCCGAUACUCAUGUCGAGCUUGAGCAUAGACCAGCAAACACAAUGAAUAACACAGCUUCUACUUCCCUCAUAACCGAACAAACCAUUCUCAACUCCUCAUCUCGCAUGCCACAGGCACUCGCCUUACAUCUCUUGUGUAUUUUGAAUUGCCACGAAAGGACAAUGGAUCAGUGGCGAACUAUAAUUUCCCGGGCUGGCCUUGUCAUCACAGGGGUGUACAAGCUUAGGGCUUACGUGUCUAUCAUGGAGUGUCGCGCUAUCCGUACAGACGAGAGUUGAGAUGACCUUAUAUUGACAACUCGUUAUCUGCCAUAAA
This is a messenger RNA of Suillus fuscotomentosus, 1646 nucleotides long. Its product is annotated as S-adenosyl-L-methionine-dependent methyltransferase. The record is from RefSeq and is a predicted model, not a curated record. Bases 236 to 1609 code for a protein of 457 amino acids. NCBI's taxonomy places the organism in Eukaryota, Fungi, Basidiomycota, Agaricomycetes, Boletales, Suillaceae. Gene Ontology annotation, molecular function: O-methyltransferase activity. The transcript is spliced from 10 exons.